AUGUAUGCGGUUGUUGAGUUUGUGAAUGAUAAAUCUGUGGCGGCCGUGCCGAAGUGUUGGUUCCACAGCGAAGACUGUGUGAUGUGGGUUAAGAACCACAAGCUACGUGACCGUCUACUUGUGAACAACGAAAGGCCUCCAGAAGGCACAAAGAUUUACCCGGUCCGUGUGCUGAAGAAUGACCUCUCACUCGACAGAGCACUUCAGCUGGAAAAGAAGGCUGUAGACACUGACGAUCUUUCCCACUCAGAGCCUACCGAAUUAGGCCGAGGGAUGAGGAAAAGGUAAGUGUUUGCUUUUCAUUAAUUUAUCUUUGUAGGUUUGUCCGCCAGCUCACCUCAGACGACGACGAGGAUGAUGAUGAUGAUGAAGAAAUGGCUGCGCAAAGACCAAGACAAGAUAAUCAAUUAACUGCCUGGCCUACGCCGCCACGCAUUCUCCAGUAAGAAUCCGUGUAUAUUAUGCCAACUUUUAGACCACGCAAUAGCUCGGAAAAUACACCUUGGUGGAGAGACUCCAGCCAACCUACGCCACCAAGGGCUAAUCAGUACGCCGUUUCUUUUAAAGUUUACUUAAGGCCGCCUCGGGAACCCAGCAUGACCGCGUUUGACAAACGGUUAUCACAGGUGCAGCACGAUGGUGAAUGCGUCCGGUAAGACUGUUCUGACUCUUGAUGACAUGCGAGUAGAAAGAAAGUUGAUUACGUUGCUGAGGAACUCGUCGAACUACGGGCUGACAUAACGCAGGUUAAGGCUACAAUGGCCGAAAUUUUAAAGGCCGUUCAGGAAUUACGUCUGCCUGCUGAAGCGAGACCUCCUUCACUGAAGUUGCCUCUGUGUACGAAGGAGGCUUACAAGGCUUUCGUCAGUGAGCUUGAGAAGAAUGCUAGUUUCGCUCAAGACGCGGUAUGUACAUUUACUGACACUUCUUUAUUUGAAUGGAUUGUAGAUUAAACGUCUGUCGAUUACAGACAGGCGAAACGAGAAACAGUUUGUCAGAAAUCUACUGACCGCUCUACUCGGCCACCCCCUAUGCCUCAGUUUCUGCUGGGGCGGAGCAAGAGAUAAGCAGGCCUUUGUCGGCAGCCCCCUUUAUGGCCUUGUUAUUGGUAUGAUAUUUAUUUUUAAGAUUACUUGUUCAGCUGCAAUUCGUGAACACGCUGCCUUCUCAAAUUGCACCGUUGACACAAUUCGCAAGAGUGCAAUUGAUUGGUUCCACGGCGCGCGUGACAGAUACGGUGGCCGAUCAAAGCGGAGAGACAAUACCACUGCAAAUGCCACGGUAAAUUAAUUGACUUGAGUCUUUAUAAGCCACUUUCAGCUUCCCGUCAGCUACAGCUCAGCCGAAGAAUAUAUGAUACAAUCUACUUCCGAGGACACUGUAAGUGAGCGUUUCUUUAUAUCUAUUAAACCUGCAUUUAUUCGAGCCUAUCAACUUCAAACUACUUAGAUCAUAAAAUAUACUACUAAAAUGCCUUAUUUCAAUAGUAUGUUUUUUGACAAUUUAAUUAAUAGGACGCUGUGCUUUAUUUUAUUGUAGAUACCCGCCACCGACAUGGACGGAUUACCAGAUAUGUCCCUUGAGGAGACAUGA
Messenger RNA from Spirometra erinaceieuropaei, 1593 nucleotides. NCBI's taxonomy places the organism in Eukaryota, Metazoa, Platyhelminthes, Cestoda, Diphyllobothriidea, Diphyllobothriidae. The record is from the annotation of a GenBank genome assembly.